Ectocarpus sp. CCAP 1310/34 is the source of this 3431-nucleotide messenger RNA. NCBI's taxonomy places the organism in Eukaryota, Phaeophyceae, Ectocarpales, Ectocarpaceae. The record is from the annotation of a GenBank genome assembly.
AUGGCAGGUGUCAUGGCGGAAAGUAGCAGCAGUAGCAUUGAUAUUACAGCGGGCGGCAGGGCUUUACGCGCGGCAGGCGAGAUUGACAUCGCCUUGUUGGAGCUCCAGCGACAUCUGGACGAGGAGGUUGCCAAGGCCACGCCGGCGGCGCCGGCGCUCGCGACAGCGGCAGGCGAGACGGGCGAAGCCCCUGCGCAAGCCACGGAGGUGAUCAAGGGAGACCCACUGCUGCAUGCUCUCCUCCGGUGCAGCCGCCAGCUCACCAAGCUGAGACAUUCGCUGCUCGCACAGGUGGACGGGACCCAGGGGUCGUUGCAGCGCAGGGGGCGGCCCGUAGCGGUCACGAAUGAAGGGCGGAAGGCGCAGUCCACUCUUCUGCACGCGCAGCAAAUCGCCGACGACAUGUAUCACGGAUCGCUGGCACAGCUGAACGACCCCUUUAGCGCCGAGACCGGUUACCACUCCAAGGUGCUCGACACGGUCCAGUCCUGCGACAGAGCCAACGCGGUGACGGCGUCGGCCCUAACUUUAGUCAUCAGCGCGCUCUCGGGGUUCCCGCCGCACUCCUCCGCGCUCGUGACAAGCGGUAGCGGGGGCGCCGCCGAUGUCGCCGGUGCUGCCGGUGAUGGUGACAGUGGGGGCCCCGCGGAAUCACGAACGGAGGGACAGCCGUCUUCCCUGGAGGCGACCCCGCUCGGAAAUAGUAGUCCCGAACGAAUCGAAACACGCGAUGCCGGGAGGCCAGUAGCCGCGGCGGCGGCAGCGGAAGUGGAAGCGGCAGCGGCAGCGCGAGCGGGAGCGAGAGCGAGAGCGAGAGCGGGAGAGGGAACGGGAGCGGGAGCAACAACGGGAGGAGAGGGAGGAGCCGCCGGCAGCGCGGGGAGUGGGUACAAGAAUAAUAGCGGCGGGGGCGUGUACCGCAACCAGGGUAUCCCUCGGGGCAGCAGCGGGUCCGUGAGAAGCUGCCGUUCCCAAGCGGCGGCGGCGGCGGGCGUCGGAGGGCUGUGGCGGGCGGGCCGGAACACCGGAGUGGAGCGGGGGACGCGGGUUGGUGGGGCGCAAUCGGCGGCGGUGGCGGCGUGGGGUGCGGCUCCGCCGAAGGCCACCGCUACGGAGAUGGCGGUGUCGCUGGGGCUAGCCCCGGUGACUCGGGGCGAUGUUGCUGCGGCAGCGGAAGACAGGAAGCGGAGGGCUGCGUCGUUGUUGCGAGUGGCGAUGUCGGGUUCUAGAGCCGGGGGGGCAGAGGGUGUCGAAGGCUACGGCAAAGCGGGCGGAGGAGAGGCGAGCGCGGCAUCUUCUGCCGCAGGGCGGCAGGACGCGGCGAUCUUUCAGUUCGAAAGCGGGAAGCCUUCGCCGGUGGAGCGGCAACGGCGGCGGCAGCAGCAAACCGCGACUUCGAGCGUGGAGGCUAUGAGGCGCGAGAGGCCGCCGACAUCAGCGGCGUGGCUUGAUGGUGCAUCCAGCGGCGACUGGCUGACGAACAGAUCGGGGGAAGGCGCAAGCAGCCACGCAGCUGCGCAGGAAGCAGCAGGCGCGUCGGGGAAGCCCUCGACCACGGCACGUGGGGCGGUAGCGGCGGCGGCGGCGGCUUCCAGCAGGCGGAUUGCAAGCGGCCAUCGGUCCCCGUCCGGCAGCUUGGUCUCCGCCCGCCUCGCGAGCCCCGAGCACCUCCGCUCCGCGGGACGGACGGCGCUAGACGUACGACGCCGGCUCGUGGCGGCGGGCUCGGGCUCGGGCUCGAGCGAAGAGCGCCGGAGGUCCUCGGCGGCGGCGGCGGUUCGCAACAGGGGCGGCCCGUCAGACGCCGACGAGGAGCAGCUGGUCAACGCUGUCUUCGACGAGGCCAGUUAUCGCGCAAUCCUCGACAACGUGCCCGCCGCGAACGGAUCCUGCCCCCUCGACGAGGAGCGGCUGGCGAACGCGCUCUUCGACGAGGCCAGCUAUCGUGCUAUCCUUGGUGAGAGGCCCACCCUGACCGGGUCCCGGUCCCCGCCUAGUAGCCUCAGCGCCCCUCGCGCCGUGGCCCGAAGGCGAGGCAUGAUCGGCGUCAUGCCUCCCGCUGGGCCCGGGAGGGGCGGACGAGGGCCGGGUCGGUGGGACUCCCCCUCUACGCCACUGGUUAACGAUGGACGAUCUCAGGGGGACAGCCGGCUGCUGUCGUCGGCGUCAUCGCAGGUCUUGCGGCCGAGAGAGGCGAGCGCGGCGGCGGCGGCGGCGGCGGCGGAACCGCCCCAGGGCAUUGACGAGGACGAGGUGGGACAAGCGAAGGGCGUGUGUGUUGCAUGCUUGCGCGGUGGUGUAGUUUGCGCCGCCGCGCGACGAAUCGCGAAGCAGGAGCAGGAGGCCCAGGCCAGGGAGGACGAACUCCUAGCUCUGCGCCUGGCCGCCCGAGAGGAGGCCGGAGCUGAGAGGCGAGCGUCCCGCCGCCGCGUGCAACGCCGCAGCAGCGCCUCCUCCGCGCGGAGGAACGCCGCCGCGGGGUACAUCAGCCCCGACAGCAACCACCCGGCGGUAGCGUCGGCGGCGGGGGGCGACCGCGGCGGCGGCGCCGAAGGCGCCGCCGCUGUCAGCGACGCCAUCCGCGCUCUGCAGUUCCAGGACAUCGACGAGAACGACUUCGAGACGCUGCUGGCUUUGGACGAGGCGGGCGGGGAAGGGGGAAGGUGUUGCGCCGGGGGUAAGGGUCUCGCGGAGGAGGCGAUGGAGGCGGCGCUGCAGGCCGGGACGGCGGCCGGGGCAAGGCUGGAGGAGAGCUGCGCGGUCUGCAUGGAGGAGUUCGGGCUCGGCGACGAGAUCUCUGUGCUCCCCUGCCUCCACGCCUUCCACGGUGCGUGCAUCCGCAAGUGGUUGCUUAUGCGCAACCGUUGCCCCACAUGUCUUAAAGCGGUAAUACCAGACAGUCCACAAUAGAAUGACUGUGUACACGUGAUGAAACCUAAGAGUGUGUUGUAGUGUCAGGCCGUGUCAUUUUGCGUGCUUUUUGUCGACUACCAUAGCUCUGUUGUUUGCGGUAUUUUUUUGGUUGUUAUUAUUUUGCUCGUCGCCUACACGCACAAGAGCGAGCGGCGCGGUGGGGUGGGGUGUGUUUCGGGCGUGCUGUCUUCGCACGCUUCCUUGCGGGGGUCUUCGGGCGGGAAGGGAUGGGGGGUUGGGUAUGUUGAUUGUAUUCUGUUGGCCAGUUUACCCGCGCAUACAUUUGCGGGGCUGCACGGAGAGCUGGAAAAUUUCGACAAGUGAGGCCGUGUUGGCCUUACCUGGAACGAAGGUUGGCCCCGAGUGCUGGCGUAGGUUUUGGUGUCUUUAUAUCUGUCCGACUGGGUCCGAUUUGGUACUCUUGGAACGUCCGGCGCACACGCUCACAAGGUUCGAGGUCCGUCGGGAAACAAGGGCCUCGCAAGUUUGCGGGUUGUCGACAAUGUCGCGCGUUCNGG